AUGGUUGCACUGGCAACCAAUCUUGGGAAAUCUGCUGAGGUCCGGAAUUUAGUCUUCCAUGGUUCUAAUUGGGUAGUUACCAUGUGUGAUGACGAUGAUGACAUUGGCAUUGGAAACUGGGCGAAUAUUACCCACGCGAUAACCAUUACGUCUGGGUAUCCCAAAAGUGAGAGGCUCAAGUUAAUUGUGGCUGUUGGGGGGCUCAGGUCACUUUUCCCCACCACUGUACUCCGUACCUUUUGGAAGCUCAGCUCCUUCACUUCUCCCAUCUCAAACCUCUGGACUUCUAGACCUCUGGACACUUUCACUUUUUGA
Molecule: messenger RNA, 315 nt
Organism: Penicillium mononematosum
Lineage: Eukaryota; Fungi; Ascomycota; Eurotiomycetes; Eurotiales; Aspergillaceae
Exons: 3
Coding region: 1-315 (104 amino acids)
Source: RefSeq, a predicted model, not a curated record